Messenger RNA from Auanema sp. JU1783, 213 nucleotides. NCBI's taxonomy places the organism in Eukaryota, Metazoa, Nematoda, Chromadorea, Rhabditida, Rhabditidae. The record is from the annotation of a GenBank genome assembly.
AUGGGAUCAUUGAAAUCUUUUGGUCAUCAACUUGCUGAUUCAGUUCGACGUCUGCUGCGUUCGCCUCGUCAAACGCCCAGCCGAAUGUUUUUUAAACGCCGUGAUGGUGGAAUGGAUACAUAUUCAGAUUUAAGCACACCUAAUUCAACUCGUAGUGUUUCGUUCAUUGAAGCGAUUUCCUGGCCUUUUAUUGACGAUGAAAUCAUUGAAUGA